AUGCACAGAGAACACUCCAAUCCACCCUCCCCGACCGUGCUACCCUCCAAGGCCAACGGCGGGAACAUGAGUUUCGGCCAAGAGAAUUCCGUCGCGAUGCCCGUGACGGCACCCGCGACGCAGUCUUCGCAAUGCUCCAGCCAGGAAUCCCAGCUCUUCCAAUUUUCCCAGAUCGCCGCCAUGCAGGAGAAGCUCGACGACAGUGACACCGUCCCCACGAGGAAACGAAUGGCCGACGGCAAGAUGAAGUCGCAGGAUUUCUCUGCGAUGUCGCCCAUGAGGACAGGACACUCGAGGAAUACGAGUACUGUUAGCAUGGCGUCUACGACGGGCAGUCGCAUUAAUGAGUUGACUGCCGAACUCAAGACGCGUCUGUCCUACGCGAUGGUCAAGGUGAACCACGGGUGGCAGGGCCACUCUAUAGACGAGGUGGAAUCCCUUGCCUCCCACGCCGCCUCGCCCACCUCGAGCUCUUCCACCCUCCCGAGACGUCGAGGAUCCUCUGCGAGUCCCGCCCUCUCGCAGGGCGCCGUCGGAUCCGCCAACAAUGUUACGCCCCCCGCUAGCCAAACCCAUUCUCCAUACGAGCCCUCGUGGCCCGACACAUCGCGCCGGCCCUAUGCCAGCCCCAGAGCUACUACCAACAAUAUUGAUACCGCGAAACCCCGAAGCGGCCUUGCCCCGCCGGCUCCGAUCCAACCCGGACAAGCUGUUAGCAGCCACUACGGAACUUCGAAGCAGACUUACACACCCACCCUUCUGUCUCAAUCACAUACCGCAUCCCCGCGAACUCCAAUUUACGGUUCGCCUUACAUCUCCCACAGCCAGCCUACGCCCCGCGUCUCUCGACCUGUCGACCCAAUUCUUUACUCGCCGCAUCAAAAUAUCCGCGACCAGGAUGCCAUCGAGGCCCUGAUUUCCAUGAGCAGCCCCGGCAACUCGAGCCGGCUGAAACAUGCCUUCUCCCCUGCGACGUCGCCGAACCAUACCGUCACGCGGACACCUGGUGGCCGCCACGCCCUCCCCACAAGCCAACCUCGAAAGAGUCUCCCGACGAGCCGGCCUUUGCACAACAAUAAGCGUGUAGGAUUUGAGAAAUCAGCCUCUAUGGUUGCCUUGGGAUCUCCCGACGACAUGGAUGUCGACAUCGACUCGCCUCCUAUCCAUGGAUCUCCGCACACCGGCGUGGUACGGGGUACGCCGAGACGGAGGACGAACGGGCACGGCGCUGUCCCUUCGCUAAGAUCGUCGCUUAGUCUGCCGGCAGCUUUGGGCGCGGGUUUGGCGAAAGAGAGGCCGAGACUACGCGAUGACGAGAUUGAGAAGAUGUUGGAGCGGGCGGCACAGGACGAUAGCGAGGAUGACGAGGAGAUACUGCUACCGACGAACUCGAGACGGUCGCAUUCUGGCGUGGUUGGAUCUUAG
This is a messenger RNA of Scedosporium apiospermum, 1425 nucleotides long. RefSeq lists its product as uncharacterized. NCBI's taxonomy places the organism in Eukaryota, Fungi, Ascomycota, Sordariomycetes, Microascales, Microascaceae. The coding region runs from base 1 to 1425 and encodes 474 amino acids. Gene Ontology annotation, molecular function: transcription coregulator activity. The record is from RefSeq and is a predicted model, not a curated record. The transcript is spliced from 2 exons. Gene Ontology annotation, cellular component: SBF transcription complex; cytoplasm.